Molecule: messenger RNA, 2616 nt
Organism: Neoarius graeffei (lesser salmon catfish)
Lineage: Eukaryota; Metazoa; Chordata; Actinopteri; Siluriformes; Ariidae
Gene: mylk2
Product: myosin light chain kinase 2
Exons: 16
Coding region: 1-2616 (871 amino acids)
Biological process (GO): intracellular signal transduction; protein phosphorylation; positive regulation of apoptotic process
Cellular component (GO): nucleus; cytoplasm
Molecular function (GO): ATP binding; protein serine/threonine kinase activity
Source: RefSeq, a predicted model, not a curated record
AUGCGGUCUGUAAAGUGGCCUCCUUCUCCUGCCUGUGACCCAGCCACUGUGGAGGUCAAGAUGGAUGACCUGCACCAUAAACUAGACCAGCUUUUAGCACGCAGUUCUGGGGGGAGCUGCCCAAUGUGUGGGGUCUGCACCCAGCACAGCAGACAGCAAGAUGCUACAGCCAACCAGCUCUCAGCUCAAGCCAAGCUCCUUGAGAACCUGGAGAGGAAAGUUACGGACCUCAGGAAUGCACUGGAGGAACUGAUAUGUGGUCUAGAAGAGAGAUCUUGUGAAAAAAUUUCUGUACCUUUAGAGGCUCUGCAAAGAAGGAAAUCUUUGCCUGUCCGGACAUCAGUGGACGAAGUCUAUGUGCAGUUGGAUAAAUUCAGAGAUCAAAAAUUAAUCCAGCAUACUUUUAAUGUACCCUGUGGGAGAGGUCAGGAAGACAUUCUGAUUGAAGACACAGAAGGUGAGGGGCUCAGAGGCAAUAGAUCACCACUCAGAAAUGAUUGUGCAGAAAACAAGCAUCUUCAAUUACACAAAGAAGUUAACAAAGAUUUAUCAAAAUUGACCCCAUGCUGGGCAAUAUCCCAUCCAGGGAAUAAAACACCAAAUACAGUCAAGAUCAGUGAAGCAAAAUCACCAUUAAGCAAAAAUAUUUCCAAGGCAACAGGAGUGACUUCUUGUACAGCUGCAGGGACCUCAAAGAUUGACACACCUCCACAAAAAAUACUUACACUUCCAUCAAAGAUGCAUAUUCCACCACCAAAUAGAAGUCCACCUUCACUGGAAAUGACCACACCAAAACCCAUGAUGAGUACGCCUCCACCAAAACAGGAGACAAUUACACCUUCACCAAAGAUGAUCACUCCUCCACAAAAGGUUAUACCAAUGAUUUCAGCUACAAAAAGCACAACAGCAACCAUACAAAACCUAACACCAAAGAUCACACAAGCACCUUUUCCCUUUAACGCAACUGUGUCUUCACCCACCACAUCAACCACACAAACUUCAGUAGCAGGAUCUACAAAUCUAGCAACAAAUCAGAAGAGCCAAAUUUUAUGGACUGCUCCAAUCACAACAACAUCAACUGUGGUUACGUCAGCGUCUAGUAAUCUAUCAAGGUUUAAUAUAACCGAGAAUGCUGCACCACCAUCAUCAGUCCAUAGUCUUCAAAAGGCAAGUUUGGAAGUUCCUGUUGUAAUGACGCAAUGCAAAGGGAUGUCUUUGUUUAAAUCCCCUCAAUCACCCAUGUUGGAAACUGUAGACUCAAAAGUAUCCCAGCCAAAUGGCACUAUCACCAAACCAAUACCGACAAGAGAUGAAUUGCUACCACCAAAGACAACUGGAAUUUCUCUUACAACAGCAGCCUCCUUUCUCAAACAUGUCUACAGCUGUCCUGACUCCUUGCAAAGUUUUCAGGCCCCUGGAGGAAAGGCUGAGUCUGUUACCACAGUGACACCAUUAUUUGGGAAGCCUGAUAAUGCAUCAGCAGGAGUCACCCACACUGGGCAACUAAAGACAGGAGGAAUACAGAUAAAAAUAAGUCCAGCGUCUGAGAGAAUCACAAGUCAGACCAAAAUGGCACCCAAAACCUGCUUCAAAGUUAUAAAUGAUGUUCCUCCACAGCCAGCGCCUUUCUCACAUCGGUGUGUGUCUCUAAAGACGAGUCCACCAUCUGACUACAGCAUCCACACCCGAGAAGUGCUGGGAGGUGGGCGUUUCGGUAAAGUGCACAAAUGCACAGACAAUAAAACCAGGCUCAGACUGGCAGCAAAGAUCAUCAGUUCGAGAAGUGCCAAAGAGAGGGAAAUGGUGCUGAAUGAGAUUGAAGUGAUGAACCAACUGAAUCAUCCCAACGUCCUUCAGCUGUUUGAUGCCUUCGAGAACAAAAAUCAAGUAGUGCUGGUAGUGGAGUAUGUGGAAGGAGGGGAGCUGUUUGAGAGGAUUGUGGAUGAGAGCUGUCCCUUGACUGAAGUGGAUGCCAUGGUGUUUGUGAAGCAGAUCUGCGAGGGGGUCCAGUACAUGCACCAGAUGUACGUCCUUCACCUCGACCUAAAGCCAGAGAACAUCCUUUGUGUGAAUCGGUCGAGUCAUCAGAUCAAGAUCAUCGACUUUGGGCUUGCCAGAAGGUAUAAACCAAGAGAGAAGCUCCGAGUUUCAUUCGGGACACCUGAGUUCCUGGCGCCAGAGGUGGUCAACUUUGACUUUGUUUCCUUCCCUACAGACAUGUGGACUAUAGGAGUUGUCACGUACAUGCUAUUAAGCGGCUUAUCUCCAUUCCUGGGUGAUGAUGACAAUGAAACCCUAAACAACAUAUUAACAGUCAACUGGUAUUUUGAUGAGGAGACCUUUGAACAUGUCUCAGCUGAGGCCAAAGAUUUCAUCUCCAACCUGCUCAUCAAAGAGAGGGGUGGACGUCUUAGUGCUGCUCAGUGUCUUAAGCACCCGUGGCUGAAUAAUAUAUCGGAGAAGGCGAAGGGGAGCAAUAUUAUCCUAAAGUCACAGAUUCUCCUCAGGAAAUACAUGGCCAGGCGGCUGUGGAAGAAAAACUAUAUUGCUAUAGCAGCAGCCAAUAGGUUUAAGAAGAUUGGCAGUUCAGGAUCCCUCACAUCCCUGGGAGUUUGA